Messenger RNA from Oppiella nova, 273 nucleotides. The record is from the annotation of a GenBank genome assembly. Lineage: Eukaryota; Metazoa; Arthropoda; Arachnida; Sarcoptiformes; Oppiidae.
AUGUUUAUCAAAUUAACCACGCUUAUUGGAGACCUGGCUGGUGCCAAAGCAAUUGAUGAUUUUAAGGCAUGCGUCAGUGGCACUAAGGCUAACCAGGAUAUCAAGAAACAGGUGCCAGAGUUAAAGGCUAAAGGAGUGGACGUGUGUGUAAAUGAGAUGGAUCAAUUUGUUAAGAAUCGGGAUAAAUCUGGCGACUCUGAUACGGAAAUCAAAUUAAUUAAGGAUUGUUUUUCAACCUUGUUCAAAUCGUCACACGUUAUAAGAAAUUGCUAA